Molecule: messenger RNA, 1425 nt
Organism: Anopheles stephensi (Asian malaria mosquito)
Lineage: Eukaryota; Metazoa; Arthropoda; Insecta; Diptera; Culicidae
Product: luciferin sulfotransferase
Exons: 6
Coding region: 295-1341 (348 amino acids)
Biological process (GO): sulfation
Cellular component (GO): cytoplasm
Molecular function (GO): sulfotransferase activity
Source: RefSeq, a predicted model, not a curated record
AUCUUUCGCGGGGUAUAGCAUAAAAACCAUACCACAGACACGAGCAUUAUAAUUUUGUGGUAGGAAUGCUCUCUCUUUCCCUGAAGUUGGACACUUCCAACGGCACCCAAAACUUCGCUCGGUCGGAACUGUGUCAACAAGAAACUUUCUCCCCGGUACCAAAGUGUGAUCGCGAGCCCCCCCCCCCGGUGUGCACCUCUGUCUGGUCAGCAUAUUUUGGCCGAAUGACGGUGAUGAUUGUUGUUAGCGGCGCCCCGUUCAGUUCAGUUUCGUUUUCGCUUUCCUUGUCGGUGGAUGUUUAAAUCAGCUUCCGCGGAGGAGAUGUCUUUCCCGUACAGUAUAGACUUUGUGGAGCCUGAGCAGAACGAACAGUUGCUGAAAGAUUUCCAUGGUGAACGCACCGGAUUCGUGCAAGUGGGUGAGAAGCGAUGGUUUUUCCCGUCCCGUUUUAAGCAGUAUGCGGAAUAUCUGUACUCGUUCGAAGCCCGAGAAGACGAUACGUGGAUCGUCACCUAUCCACGAUCGGGCACAACGUGGUCCCAGGAGAUGGUUUGGUUGAUAUGCAACGAGCUUGACUUUGACACCGCCAAAAGCAUACCGUUGACGCAGCGAUUUCCCUUUUUCGAAUUCCACCUGUUUGUGCACGAUGAGGUGAAGGCAGAAUUUUUGAAGGAAAACGAACACGACGAGGAAAGCGUGAAGUUUAUCGAGCAGCUCUCCCAACCCGUCGGUGUGAAGCUGUCGGAAAUGCAGACUCCUCGCUACAUCAAGACGCAUCUGCCCAUUUCGCUACUGCCGCCGAGUGUGUUUGAGAAGAAAGCGAAGAUCAUCUACGUUGCCCGGAACCCGUCCGAUGUGGUUGUGUCCUACUACCAUCUGAACCGUCUGUACCGGACCCAGGGAUACGUUGGUGAUUUCGAAACAUUCUACAACUAUUUCGAGCGGGAUUUGACUCCCUGGUCACCGUACUGGGCCCACAUCAAGGAAGGUUGGGCCGAGAAGGACCGUGAAAAUGUACUCUUUAUGUACUACGAAGACAUGAAACGGAAUCUGCCCGAUACCAUCCGGAAGACGGCCUCCUUCCUGGGUAAAGCGUUCACCGACGAGCAGAUCGAAACCAUGUGCACCCAUCUGGACAUUCGGAACUUCCGGCACAACAAAUCGGUCACGUGCGAGGAGCUAAAGACGGUCGGCAUUCUGAACGGGGGCGAACAGGGAUUCGUACGCAAUGGGCAGGUGCGGGGCAAUGCGGAAGAGAUGACGGAGGACAUAAGGCGGCGGAUUAACGAGUGGACCGAGCGAAAUUUGGACGGAACCGAUAUUAAGUUCCCGGACUGUUAAUGGGCCCGAGCCGUUAACAACUAGCAGGUUGUGGGGGGUUCUACGUUGGCAAUUAUUUUUAAAAGUUUGAGAAAAAUAUAAACC